Messenger RNA from Brienomyrus brachyistius, 1211 nucleotides. RefSeq names its product nucleotide binding protein 1 (MinD homolog, E. coli) (gene nubp1). Gene Ontology annotation, biological process: iron-sulfur cluster assembly. The coding region runs from base 62 to 1063 and encodes 333 amino acids. The transcript has 11 exons. Gene Ontology annotation, molecular function: ATP binding; 4 iron, 4 sulfur cluster binding; ATP hydrolysis activity. Lineage: Eukaryota; Metazoa; Chordata; Actinopteri; Osteoglossiformes; Mormyridae. The record is from RefSeq and is a predicted model, not a curated record. Gene Ontology annotation, cellular component: cytosol.
GCAGAGGGGAAAGUAAUACUAGCUGCACCCAUAAGCGGAACUGCGGCGGCGGAGCGUAACGAUGGCGGACGUCCCGAGUGAUGCUCCGCAACACUGCCCUGGGACCAGCAGCUCACAAGCCGGGAAGAGUUCUGCUUGUCAGGGUUGCCCGAACCAAACCAUAUGUGCCUCUGGAGCAACCCAAGCUCCGGAUCCCGCAAUCGAGGAGAUCCGGGUGAAAAUGGCCUCCGUCAAGCACAAGAUCCUGGUGCUGUCCGGCAAAGGCGGCGUAGGCAAGAGCACCAUCAGCACGCAGCUGGCGCACGGCCUGGCCGGCGACUCCUCCACAGAGGUGGCGCUGCUGGAUGUGGACAUCUGUGGACCGUCCAUUCCAAAGAUGAUGGGUGUGGAGGGAGAGCAGGUCCAUCAGAGUGGCUCAGGCUGGUCACCCGUGUACGUGGAGGACAAUUUGGCCGUGAUGUCAGUCGGCUUCCUGCUGAGCAGCCCGGAUGACGCCAUCAUCUGGAGGGGGCCGAAGAAGAAUGGAAUGAUAAAGCAGUUCCUGAGGGAUGUGGACUGGGGCCAGCUGGACUACCUCAUUGUGGACACCCCCCCAGGCACUUCUGACGAACACCUGUCGGUGGUGCAGUACCUGUGCGGUGCCGGUGUGGAUGGUGCCAUCAUUGUCACCACCCCUCAGGAAGUUUCACUGCAAGAUGUCAGGAAGGAGAUUCGCUUCUGUGAGAAAGUGGGGCUCCCAGUCAUAGGCGUGGUGGAAAACAUGAGUGGUUUUCUGUGUCCUAAGUGCAAGAACAUGACCCCGAUUUUCCCUCCCACCACUGGGGGGGCAGAGAAGAUGUGCCUGGAUAUGGGUCUGUCAUUCCUGGAACGGGUGCCGUUGGACCCCCGGAUAGGUAAGAGCUGCGACGAGGGCAGGCCGUUCCUGACGGAAGUGGCAGACUCCCCCGCCGCCGCUGCCUACCGCAGCAUCGUGCGCGGGGUCACGGAAUACUGUGCAUCGAGGCGUCACCAAGGUGAUGCUGACCAGACAGCCGCGGGGCAGCGUCAGGACGGGGAACCCUGACAGCGGAACGAGGGCUCAUCACGGACGAUGAAACUCCCUGUACAGUAUCACACCCUGACCGGAUUUAUGACGUCGCUGCUUUUUAAUUGCCCUUUUUCAGGUGUUUAUAUCGUUUAGGUUGAAUAAAGGGUCGGAUCUGUGAAACGCA